CGCUCCUUCCCCCUCCCCGACGUAAACUGGGAUCCCUUUCCCCUUGUGUCCGCCAUAUUGGACUCUAACUCUGGUCAGCGGCAGCGCCGGGCCCGGUGGACUCGCCGUUCCUGCUGCCCAGCGGCCUCUCCCGCGGCUCCCGCCCGCCCCGGCCCUGCCCGCCCGGCAGGCGACCCCGCACAGCCGCCCCCCCGCCCGCGGCCGGCCCGCAGCGCCCGCCGCCGCCUCAGCCUCCCCGCUUCCCCGCCCUCCGCCGCCCUCGCCGCCGCCGCGGCCCCGCGCCCGCUCCGCGCUCUCUCUGCCCGCCCGCCAUGAGCCCGGCCGACGCCAAGCGCGGGGCCAAGCGCCGGAAGAACAAGCGGGGGCGGCGGCCCGGGCGGCGGCGGCUCGGGCGGGGGUAACGGCGGCGCGGGCGGCGGCAAGGCCGGCCCGGCGGCGGCGCUGCGCGGCUCCCAGGCCGCGGGCCUGGCGGCCCCGGCGGCGCGGCGGGCCUGCUGGGCGGCGCGGCGGCGGCCAACGGGCCCCUAGGCGCGGGCGCGGGGCGGCGCCGCCUCCGGAGGCUACUUCGAGACUCCUUUUAGUUUUGGCAUGAAUCAUAGAACACCGCCCUAUCCUGCUGGAGAUUACUGUCUUCUGUGCAGAAGUGAACGGAAAGAUUCUUCAUUCUUAGAGAGUGGAAUUAAGACUGCUAGUAAAUUGGCUCUUUCCAUGGCCCCCAAAGGGAACAGCGUGCUGCACCUGCCACUGUGGGUGUGCCCCGACUGCCGGCGGACCGUGGAGAAGGAGGAGAGGCAUGGUGGCCUCGACCACCCCGCGCAGAGUCAAGAUUUUCUGUUGCACUCCCCUCUUGGAGGGUCUCAGCCAGAGGCAGGAGGAAGCGGGAGACUUACUCUUGGGGCUCACACACUGCCCUCCGCAGGGCUCGGCAGCUCCACAGCGUCUGACGCGACCUGUACCUGUGAGGCCUGCAGCGAGCGCAGAGAAAUUUCAGCAGAGACAGACCGAGAAUCUCAGCAGCUGCAGAACUACUGGUCAGAAGUGCGCUACAUGGUCCGGUGUGUCUACCGGCAGGCUGGAACCCCACUGGCUGAUGACCAGGACCAGUCCCUCGUCCCUGACAAGGAGGGGAUGAAGGAGCUCGUGGACAGGCUCUGCGAGAGGGACCCCUACCAGCUGUACCAGCGGCUGGAGCAGCAGGCCCGCGAGUACGUGCUGGAGAUGAAGGUGCGGCUCCUGCGGCAGCUCUCGGCCGCGUCCAGGGUGAAGGCACCCGCAGCCCUGCAGGGCCCCCCCCAGGCGCACCAGUUCAUCUCCCUUCUUCUGGAGGAGUACGGCGCCCUCUGCCAGGCAGCUCGCACCAUCAGCUCCUUCCUGGGCACGCUGGAAAAUGAACACUUGAAAAAGUUCCAGGUGACAUGGGAACUGCAUAAUAAACACUUGUUUGAAAAUUUGGUCUUUUCGGAGCCACUUCUCCAAAGCAACUUGCCAACGCUGGUGUCACAGAUCAGGCGAGGCACCACCACGCAGGAUGCCUGUCGAGAAGAUGCGUACAGCACCCUGUUACAGAGGUUCCAUCGCUCAGAGGAAGAGUUACGCAGAGUUGCCGAGGAGUGGCUGGAGUGCCAGAAGAGGAUUGACGACUACGUGGAUGAGCAGAUGACAAUGAAAACCAAACAGCGCAUGUUGACAGACGACUGGGAGCUUUUUAAACAGAGGCGAUUCAUCGAAGAACAGCUGACCAAUCAGAAGGCUGUGACGGGAGGGAACAAUGUCGCGGACACCAUGAGGCAUGUCUUGUCGUCACGGCUGAGCAUGCCCGACUGUCCCAAUUGUAACUACAGGAGAAGGUGUGCGUGUGACGACUGCAGCCUCUCACACAUCCUCACCUGUGGCAUCAUGGACCCCCCAGUCUCCGACGACAUCCACAUCCACCAGCUCCCACUCCAGAUGGACUCCACUGCUGACUACCUGUCGGAGAUGCGGCCACCCAGUGUGUCCUCCGCCAGCUCAGGCUCGGGCUCCAGCUCCCCUGUCCCCGGGCAGCAGCACCCCAGGCUCGUCCUUGCAGAUGGCAGCUCAGCGCCAACGUUUUGUAGUGACGACGAAGAUGUUGCCCCAUUGUCAGCUAAAUUUGCUGAUAUUUAUCCGUUGAAUAACUAUGAUGAUUCCGAGGUGGUGGCCAACAUGAAUGGAAUCCACAGCGAGUUAAAUGGCGGCGGGGAAAACCUGGCCCUGAAAGACGAGUCCCCUCAGGUAAGCAGCACUAGUAGUAGUUCUUCAGAAGCUGACGACGAAGAAGCAGAUGGCGAGAGUAGCGGGGAGCCACCAGGAGCCCCAAAGGAAGACAUAGCUUUAGCAAGUAGGAGUCCCAGGAAAGAGGACACUAAAGCGGACAGUCCACCUCCGUCUUACCCAGCUCAGCAGGCUGAACAACCUCAGAACACUUGUGAAUGUCACGUGUGUAAACAAGAAGCUUCUGGAUUGCCAGCAUCAGCAAUGACCGCUGGUGCCCUUCCUCCCGGCCAUCAGUUUAUGAACCCAGAGAAGCCUGCACAUCCUGCACUUCAUCUUUACCCCCACAUCCACGGACAUGUACCUUUGCAUACCAUCCCACACCUGCCUCGCCCUCUUAUUCACCCUACCUUGUAUACGGCACCCCCGUUUACACACAGCAAGGCUUUACCGCCAGCACCUGUUCAGAAUCACACAAAUAAGCAUCAGGUAUUCAAUGCAUCUCUUCAAGACCAUAUUUAUCCGAGCUGUUUUGGGAAUACUCCAGAGUGGAAUAGUUCUAAAUUUAUAAGUCUUUGGGGAUCAGAAGUGAUGAAUGAUAAGAACUGGAAUUCUGGCACUUUCUUGCCAGAUACAAUUUCUGGGAGUGAUAUAUUAGGGUCGACACUCUCGGAAACAAGACCUGAAGCUCUUCCAUCACCAUCCAGCAGCGAAACAUCUGCCCUUUCAGACAGUAAAGAGAAAAAAAACGCUGCAAAAAAGAAGUGUUUGUACAAUUUCCAAGAUGCUUUUAUGGAGGCAAACAAAGUUGUCAUGGCAACUUCGUCAGCCACCUCCUCCGUCUCCUGCACGGCCACCACAGUGCAGUCAAGCAACAGCCAGUUCAGAGUGUCGUCGAAGAGGCCUCCUUCCAUAGGUGAAGUCUUUCACAACCUCAGCCCGGAGGACCCCAGACACUCGGCUCCAGCCGCACCGAGGAGCAGCCCCACAGGGCUGGCGCCGCUUCCUUCCCUGCCCCCUGCCGCGCUUCCACCAGCCGCCACACCUCAUCUUGCAAACCUCGCAGCUCCGUCAUUCCCCAAAACCGCAGCCACAGCGCCUGGGUUCGUGGAUGCACGCAAGAGCUUCUGCCCUGCUCCCGGGGCGCCCCUGCCACCCCCCACCGACAGCUCUGUGAGUGCGCCUCCUAGCGUCUGCAGUGACCCCGACUGUGAAGGGCACCGCUGCGAGAAUGGGGUGUAUGACCCGCAGCAGGAGGAUGGGGACGAGAGCGCAGACGAGGACAGCUGCUCCGAGCACAGCUCCAGCACCUCAACCUCCACCACCCAGAAGGAGGGCAAGUACUGCGACUGCUGCUACUGCGAGUUCUUCGGGCACGGCGGGCCUCCAGCUGCUCCAACAAGUAGAAAUUAUGCAGAAAUGAGAGAAAAGCUUCGUUUACGCCUGACCAAGAGGAAAGAAGAACAACCUAAAAAAACUGAUCAGAUCUUGGAAAGGGAAAGUGUUGUUGACCAUCGAAAGGUAGAAGAUUUGUUACAGUUUAUAAACAGCUCAGAGACCAAACCAGUAAGCAGUACUCGAGCAGCCAAACGAGCAAGACACAAGCAAAGAAAGCUGGAGGAGAAAGCCCGUCUGGAGGCUGAGGCCCGGCAGCGGGAGCACCUGCACCUCCUCGAGGAGCAGAGGCGGCGGGAGGAGGAGGAGGAGGAGCGGCUCAAGGAGGAGUUCCAGCGGCUCCAAGAGCUUCAGCAGCUGCGAACUGUGAAAAAGAAGAAGAAGGAGAGGCCGAGUAAAGACUGCCUCAAGUUGGACAUGCUUGCUGGUGAUUUUCAGGCAGCAGCAGAGCCUGUGCCUGACUCUGAAAACAUCCACAAUGGCUCGCUUGAGCAAACGGAAGAACCAGAAACCUCAUCUCGCUCCCCUUCCAGACAUGUGAAUCACACAGAGCCAGGGCUGGGCCAGGGCGCCGACGGGGAGGCCACGGAGCCCAGGGACCCCAGGGACUCCAAACUCCUCCUCCCGAAGGAGGGCCACGGGAAGCAGCACGAGCCGCUCUCUUUUCUCUUUGACAUAAUGCAUCACCACAAAGAAGGAAGCAGCAAACAGAAGCUAAAGCUGGCUAGUAAGGCCAACAGCGAGGCCAUCGUGAGAAAGCCACUGGAGACCCCUAAAGCCCCAGAGGGCCCACCCAGAACCAGGCCCCAGACCGAGUCCAGGGCCAAGGUGGUCAACCUCUCAGCCCUCCCGGAGCAGAGGAGAGAAGAGAAGAGAGUCAACAGCAACAACAACAAGAGGCAGCCGAAUCACGUCAAAGAAGAGAAGGUGGCGCCAGGCCUGUCCGAGCCCCCCUCCCCCAGCGAGCUCCCGCAAAGUGGCAAGCCGGUCCCCGCCGACUCCCCCCAGCCCAAGGGCCGGAGCAAGAAGAGCAAGAAGAAGAAGGGGGACCGCGCCAGCAGCUCAAUCGACGACGUCUUUCUGCCUAAAGAUAUCGACCUAGACAGUGUGGAUAUGGAUGAGACUGAGAGGGAAGUGGAGUAUUUCAAAAGGUUCUGCUUGGAUUCUGCUAGGCAGACCCGCCAGAGACUAUCUAUCAACUGGUCCAAUUUUAGCUUGAAAAAGGCCACGUUUGCUGCCCACUGACUGAUGACCGCUGUAGGGGGACAUGGAGCCAGCCUGGCUGCGCCCUGCCAGCCCUCCCGCAGCUGCCCGGCUGGCGCGGGCUGCACCGAGCGGCCCCGGCCAAGGACCUGCCGCUGCACCCGCGUGUUAGCUCGUGUGCCGUAGUCUGUGAGUGAGACGCCGUCGACUGUAGCUCUGUGCUGUCCGCUGGGGGACAGGAGCUUCCCGCCCAUCCCUCCCGGCCGCCGUGGCCUCGGACACUUGACUCGGCUCCCGGGCCACGGCCGCGUCCUGGUGUGCCCCGCCCCGUGGCCCGUCGCCUCCGCACCGCCCCGUCCCCCUCCGGCCGCCCUGCUCCGAGCCCCCCGCCCCACGCGGACCGGGCGCUCCCGUUCUCCGCGAUCUCCUGUUGAAGAGUGUACACGCCACGCUGUCUGUGUUUGAUUUCCCUCCUGACUUGUAGCCAGCUUGUGUAAGAUCCCUCGCAAAACGAGAAAGUGAAAAAGCAAAAAAAGCACCCAGUACUCACCGUCAUCCAGUCUGUUAUAGAGUGUACAACUGUAUUAACACGGAGGCCUGCCUGGCUACUUUUUUAACAUAUUGUUAAGUAAUAUUAAAAUCAUGUCUUUCUUUUUGAAAGAUGGAAUACAUUAGUAUGCAGAA
Messenger RNA from Choloepus didactylus (southern two-toed sloth), 5514 nucleotides. It is a transcript of the gene FAM193A, whose product is annotated as family with sequence similarity 193 member A. The record is from RefSeq and is a predicted model, not a curated record. NCBI's taxonomy places the organism in Eukaryota, Metazoa, Chordata, Mammalia, Pilosa, Megalonychidae.